This is a messenger RNA of Cinclus cinclus, 1329 nucleotides long. It is a transcript of the gene ACKR2, whose product is annotated as atypical chemokine receptor 2. Gene Ontology annotation, cellular component: membrane. The record is from RefSeq and is a predicted model, not a curated record. Gene Ontology annotation, molecular function: chemokine receptor activity. NCBI's taxonomy places the organism in Eukaryota, Metazoa, Chordata, Aves, Passeriformes, Cinclidae. Gene Ontology annotation, biological process: G protein-coupled receptor signaling pathway; immune response; chemotaxis.
AUGCACAAAAACUUCUCCAAUGAACCACUUCAUCAGAAACACCUUUGGCAGAGGGCAUUUCUGCUUGGGAUGAGGAUUCUGCAGCAUCCAGCAAAAGUUCCUAAAAGCCUUGUUCGAGCCUCUCGCAGGAUGGAAACAGGAGAAGCUCUUCCACUGCCUGGAAGUUCUUGGAAUGGGAAUUUAAGCAGUUUCAGUCAUGGGACCACAGCAGGCAGCCACUGGCCAAACACAGCCUCUGGAGUGACAGUAACAACCCCAGACAUGUGGCUGGGUGCUGCCAAUUCAAGUGAAUACCCAUAUGAAUACCUGGAUGAGGAGGAUUAUGAGCUCUAUGGCCCUUGCACCAAAGAGGAGGUGCUCUCCUUCAGCAGGGUGUUCUUGCCAUCAUUUUACACCGUGAUCUUCCUGGUUGGAAUGGCUGGGAAUGCCCUGCUCUUUACUGUCCUCCUCAUGUACAUCAAGAAGAAAAAGAAGAUGACUGAGCUGUAUCUGCUGAACCUGGUGGUUUCAGACUUCUUCCUGCUACUGACCCUUCCUUUCUGGGCUCUGUACAUUUCUCAGUGGGUCACCUGGGACAUCUUGUGCCCAUUCUUAAACGCCAUGUACACUCUGAACUUCUACAGUGGCAUCUUCUUCGUGAGCUGCAUGAGCCUGGACAUGUAUCUGCAGAUAGUUCAUGCUUGCUCUCCUCACAGCUCCAUGGUGUGGAGGAAUUCCAUCCUCGUCUUGCUGGUGAUGUGGAUCCUUUCCAUAGCUCUCUCCAUUCCUGAUGGCCUCUUCACCAGCAUAAGGCAAAUUCACAACAAAACCAUCAUGUGCACCCAGGAUUAUGGCCAGGAACACUUAUUUUGGAAAGUUGUCUUUCGGGUCAUUCAAAACACCCUGGGAUUCCUUUUCCCCUUCCUCUUCAUGACAUUCUGCUACUCCCGCAUUGCGUGUGUCGUCAACACCUCACAGAUACCUGGCUCCGGGAGAGCUCUCUGCUUAGUCCUUACUCUGGUGGGGGUCUUCUUUGUGCUCUGGUGUCCUUACAACGUUGUGCUCAUCCUCCACUCCCUGCAAGAUGUUGGUGUGAUCAGGAGCUGUGAAAGCAGUAAGAAACUGGACUAUGCCCUGCAGAUCACAGAGAGCUUGUCCUUUGUCCACUGCUGUCUCAAUCCCUUGCUCUAUGCUUUUGUGAAGAAACGGUUCAGGGCAUAUUUGUGGAAGAUCCCUCAGGCCAUUUUCAGGAGAGGAGCUUUCUUUUCCAUCCAGGACUCCCAGACGAGCCCAUCUUGCAGCAGAUACACAGCUCAGAUAGAAAUGUUGAGCAUCACAAAUGCAUCAUAA